Messenger RNA from Trypanosoma conorhini, 753 nucleotides. RefSeq names its product transmembrane emp24 domain trafficking protein 2. The record is from RefSeq and is a predicted model, not a curated record. NCBI's taxonomy places the organism in Eukaryota, Euglenozoa, Kinetoplastea, Trypanosomatida, Trypanosomatidae. Bases 1 to 753 code for a protein of 250 amino acids. The transcript has a single exon.
AUGCAUCCCGCCCACGCGUUUCACCGUGAGGCACGCCCCCGCACGGCCCUCGUGUGUCUCGUCGCCCUGCUGCUUCUUCACGGCCCCUCCGCUGCGGCGGGGUUCGGGACGAAGAUCGACGCAGGCGAUCGCGAGUGUUUUGCCGAGACCCUCUCGGCGGGUGGGUCUCUCGCGCUUACGUUCCGCGUGACGGACGGCGGCUCCUUCGACGUGGACGCCGUCAUGUACGCCACGACGGUGGCCCCGCUGGACGACGUGGAGCAGACGACGCGCAUCCACUACAGCGAGCUCCUCAUGGCGCGGCGCGAGAACACGACGACGGCCGUCGUGAACGCGUGGAGGCGGGCGAGCGCGGGCAGCCAGACGUACACGGCCCCCGCCGCGGCGGAGACGAAGCACGGGCUGCCGGCGGAGGUCACGGUGUGCUUCGACAACUCCUUUUCCCGGGUCUCGCCGAAGUGGCUGCUGUUUCAGUUCCUGAAGCGCGACGUGCUCGAGGUGGACCCCACGAGCACCACCCGCGCGGAGGCGGAGAUCGAGAAGACGCUGCACAGGCACGGCACGGUGCUCUUCGAGCUGGCCACCGUGGCGGAGCGGAUGCGGCAGGUGGGGGAGGCGGACCGCGUGCGCUACGCGUCCCUCGCCCACAUCAUCAUGGCCGGCCUGGUGGGGAACAUUGUCAUCCUGGCCCUCAUGGCGGCCUACCAGUACGUGACACUCACCCGCUUCCUCACCCGCCGCCGCGCAAAGUAG